Molecule: messenger RNA, 4313 nt
Organism: Anopheles maculipalpis
Lineage: Eukaryota; Metazoa; Arthropoda; Insecta; Diptera; Culicidae
Product: transcription initiation factor TFIID subunit 1-like
Exons: 6
Coding region: 27-4313 (1428 amino acids)
Source: RefSeq, a predicted model, not a curated record
AAAGUGCUUCAAAUUUUACUGUCAACAUGUGGAACAAAUUGUUCAAAAGUAAAUCGAAAUCAUCAAAGAAUCUUUCCAACCGCUCGUGCUCCACUGGAUUGGAAGAGCGGGCACCAAAUCCCGGACCGUCCAAAUCUACCGCAAAUGGGCUAAAUCUUGUGGCCCAGUACGAGCAGUAUGGCAGCAGUUUUGGUGAAAUGCCCGAGCCCGUGCGUAUGCGAGUUCGUUCGGAUGCACACGAUCCCGAUGCACUGGAUCUGGCCAGCACCACGAACCAUCGCGAUUCGAUCGGUGUUGAAAUGUGUGGCAUUCCGAUGCGUCGGUCGAAGUUAUCUAGUGCAUUUAAAAGUUUGAGCUUGAAGCGAAGUGCUUCGAAAAGUCGGCUCAAAUUGGCUACUAAUCAGCUGGAAGCAACCGAAGGGCCCGGUACGACGGUAGUUACGGUCGACACUGAUGGAGCAGACAAGAAGAAUCUUACCGACUACGAGAUCCUAAGUGCCGGCAAACGGGCAUCACUGAGGCCGUGUAAAUCAGAUAAUAAUCUCAACGAAAAACAGCAGUACACAGAGGUUGAAAAGGAAGAGCCUGUCUACAUUGAGGAAUGCAAGUCUUACGAAACGUUCGACCCACCGUACGAAUCUCCGCCGAACCUUGAACUGCAACCGUGCCCCAUAUGUUCGAGGAAGUUUGCACCAGCAUCGCUGCACAAACAUACCAGCAUUUGUGAGCGGGUUCAAACGAAAAAACGAAAACCUUUCGAUUCAUCGCGUCAGCGAAGGGAAGGUACCGAGCUUGCGUCUUACUUGCCGAAAAAUUUUGGACUCCCACAAAAGACGGUAAGCUCCUCAAAUGAGGCAAUACCCGUUCGUAAAUUAAGCCUAAGCAAAACCCCUACAUUUGAGCGCAAAGAAUUCACCUCUUCAACGAUGUCCACCUCAAUGCCGAGUGCUGCGAGUACGCCAAAGCCGGUAUUAAAGCGUAGCAUGUCGCAACAGAACGAACCGUGUCCAUACUGCGAACGAUGCUUCGGUAUGAAAGCAUACGAUCGCCAUGUAGAGUGGUGUCGCGAGAAAGCGCUGCUGAACAGAAAUGUCAACAACAACCAAAGCAUAUCAGCAGCGAAGGAAAGGCUUCAGGCUAGAAUUCAGUACAAAGCACCACAAAUUCGAUCGAAACGAGCCUUAAAUCGAGAGAAAUAUUCCGGAAGUUUGAGCUGCGGUGGUUCAACGAACAGUCUUGCCGAGCUAGAUUUGCACAUGCCGCGUCACAAUUCGAUGAGCUCAUCCGUCUCAAGCGAUAAUGGAUACAGCCCUGACCGGUACGAUCCAUUCCUGUCCGCUAGGCGACAGCUGGAGGAGUUGUUUUCUCCUACCACGUCGUUGAUAAAUGCCAGCACCGCCGGCACUACUACCAGCACCUCACGGCUCAAUCAAAUGAGCACCAGUGGUGGUAUUCCAUCCGAUAAAGCGAGCAAUGGUGGUGCAUCGAAAAAUGCGCACCACAAUUCAAACUUCCGUCGAGCGUACUCCUUGCGAAUGCCACGCAAGGUUUCUCGCCCGAUGUAUGUGGAGAAAGCCAAAUCUAACAUACAGAAGGGCAUCACCGACGAUGGACCGGUGUCGCCCAAUUUCCUCAAAUCCUCCGAGUACGACGAACUCCCGAUCAAAUCGACCUUUAAUGCUCUGCAGAUGGCGGAACCGAAACCGAAACUACGCGACUCCAGCACGGUGCGCAAGAAUCUCAAACUCGAUAUCAAGGAUCCAAACAAUCCGGCCGGUGGUGAGAUACCGCUGUCCAAGACGGAUUCGUUAGCCGUAUUUCUUAAGUACGAAAACGAGCUAGCAUUCAGCGAAAAGGAUAUGAAAGACAAGAGCAACAGUCUCAGCAAACGGACGUCAUCGUUAAGCGCCGAAGCGAGUCAACAGAAGCAGAAACAAGACCUGCUAAACAUUGUUCAAUCUUCGGUGAAAAGUAAUGAAUCUUCAGCAAAUGAUGAGGAACAACAAAAGACUGCGAAGCGAAGUAUACAGCAACCAGCAGCGGAGGACGAUACGGUUAAAAAGCAUCCGCAAAAAUUGGUUCCAAUAAAGCUAGAACCAAUCAACAUCACUUACAGCAGUAAUAAUACGACCGAAGUCGCUAACACUAAACCGAUGGUUAUAUCGCUGGACGCAAUUAUUGGAAAGCCUAGUAUUACGAAACCUAAGGAACCACAAGUGGACAAUGAUAACCGUGCUGACAGCAGCUACAUCGAUCCAAAGCUUAUAAACAAAUGUGAUAAUUUACCGAUAAAUCUGGUCAAAGCUUCAACUAAGGGUGUAGAUGAUAGUUGCAUCGGCAGCAUGUCUGCGGAAGGGAAGAAACUCACACUAAAAACCUUGGAACCGAAACAGGAACGAUCGGUUGCUCCGCCUCCACCACCACCGCGGGCCUCUAUCGGUGUGGCACCGAAGCCACCGGAACGCACUCGUAUCGAAACUAGUUUCGAUUACAGCAAAGCUAACGACGGACCCAACAGCAGCAGUGCUGAAAGCAGCACAAGCGACCACAGUAGUCCCGCAGCAAGUCAUUCCUCCAGCCCAGUGGAUAAUAGAAUAAGCAAAAAUAGUACAAACUGUGACAAACGACCACAGCUCAGCCGGCAAGAUCGGGAAGAUUCGGGAUAUCGCACCGGCCAUGAGUCGGGAAAUUCUGAUGUCCAGGAGCAGCCGAGAAAAUCUUCUAUCACAUCACCACCAUUAAAGAUUGGUGAUAAUUAUAUUCCCAAAAGUACGGUUGUGCAACCAACCUAUAAUAUGACCAGGUUGAAAUCACCAUCUUCGUACCUGGCGAACCUUAACAACACACGAUCACCUCCUUCAAGCAAUACCGCACCGUCCACACCUUCGGUUUGCCGGGAAAGAUCAGUCAUAUCUUCGGCGUUGGAGCAAUUCGAUGUUGAUGAGUUUAUGCAGUCGUUGGAGGAUUUGCAUCGACGCUCGCCAGUCAGCGCAAAAGAAUAUAAGCAUUCAUUGUUUACCCGUACCGACAGUAGUCGCCGUACAGUAUCCAGCCACAGCGAUCAAAGCAAUGGCAAACGGAGUCAUAGUCUCGAUAUUGGUGGUCAUAGAGACCAUGCCGUUGUUGUUAACUCAAUGCACCACCACGUAAACAGUAAUGAGAGUAGUGGCGUGCCACGAGUGGAUAUGUGUGUGCGGAAUGGUAGCGGCACAGCCAGUAAUAAUAACAGUAGCAAUAGUAGUAGUAGCUUUAGUAGUCCUAGCCAUUACAGUAAUAGCAUCAACAACAGUAACACUUACUAUAACAGCAAACCGAUUAAUACCCAAAAUCCAAACAAUCACAGCACCACUGCUGGCAAUGGUCAGGAGCAUUCAAAGGGUCCAGAAACCGUUCAUCCGCCUAUCCAUCACCAACGGAGCAACAUCACCCGUCGAAGGAUGAGUGAAGAUUCAGCUGCCAUUUCGCUUCCCGCUGUACCAGCGUCAGAUAACAAUAAUGGGUCCAGUGGUGGUACUUCCUUGUCGGGAAUGCAGAACUUACCUAGCAUUCAUAGGCCCACAACAGCAGCAGACCCGUUGCAGAACGGAAGUAGUAAGAAUGUGCAACAAACGGCACAUCCCUACCACUCAUCACCGAGUCCCGUAAAUGGUAGGAAGAAUAGCUACAACAGUAACAAAUCAUACCAUGCUGCUAACCAUACUGGCACAUCAUCAUCAACUCCAACUUCGUCCCAUCUAACCGGAUACAUGUACGAAGCACGGUACCCAACGGAAUCGUUCGAUCAUCUCGAGCGCGAUCUACUGAAAAGCGUACAGGAACUGAAUCGGAUGUGCGGUUCCUCGUCGUCCGUUUGUUCGAUCGAUUCCGAGGAAUUGUACAGCGUCGAGGACUACCCGUUGAAUAAGCGUUCGUCUGAACGAUCGCAGGCCAGUGCUGAUUCAGCGUAUCGCAGCAGUCUAUCCACGCAGUCACCACCAGACUAUGCACCACCCCCUGUGCCAAUACGCCAGACACGACCGAGUUCGCGCAGCUCUACCACCAGUCAAAUGCAAGCGGCGCCGCCAACCAACACACUAGACAGCAACUCCUUCAGUAGCGUUCCGCUUCACACAUCUCUUCCGCCGAUAACCAGUGCCUCUAUCAAGGGUCACCAGAAGCAUGAAGUGCAUCCCCUCAAGGAUAAUUCCGAUGGGAUUCCUAACUUGAUCAUGAAUCCUAUGUCCAAAUUUUGUCAUGAGUGUGGUGCACGGUUUAUGAUUAGUAGUGCAAAGUUUUGCAUGUCAUGCGGUGUGCGACGAAUUACGUUGGAUUAG